Brassicogethes aeneus is the source of this 6114-nucleotide messenger RNA. The record is from the annotation of a GenBank genome assembly. Lineage: Eukaryota; Metazoa; Arthropoda; Insecta; Coleoptera; Nitidulidae.
AUGAAGUGUUUAACAGUCGAACUCAUUAAACAAAUAUGGUCGAUCUUCGAGCUGUUUUCAUGGCUUUUGUUUAAAGGAGAGACAAAAUUGGAAUCCGGUAAUAGAACUAUUCCUGUAUCUUUGGACAAUAUCGCAAGCUUUGAACUUUUAGCGAGGUAUUUUGUGAUUUGCACACUAGAAUUAGUGGAUGAUUCAAGAUUGGAGUCAAGUCUGUGGGUGGAUGGCUUGGUAACAGUGGAGGCCGAGUGGCGGUUGGUGCAAGACAGAUUUGAGGAAUUGAAAGCGUUAGAUAAAGUUAUUUUCGAGCAGCUGGCAGAGGCGGAGGUUGUAGAGGAAGAAUUUGAAGCAGAACUGGAAGCCUGUGACCAGUAUAUCGAAAAGUAUCAUGCAAUGCACGUUACAUGUGUUAAGUUAUUGAGUCCAACUAAUGCGACAGUGGCUGAAACGAGUUCAGUAGAGACUGAAGAAGUUGAGAACCAAGGUGAUGACACAACAGCAACUAGACGAGUGGCUGCAAGGGGUCAGUUUAAAAAAAUAGAUGAAGCCAUAAGAAUAGACGAGCACGAUAAAAUUGAGUAUUUAAUUCAGGCUACUGUGCCGGGUAGUAGAGCGCGUCGUUUGGUGGAAAGUUUUCCGGCUGUUGCAGAAAAUUAUCCAAAAAUCGUUGAUAGUUUAAAGUCGCGUUUUGGUCGAGAAGAUCUUCAAACCGAAGUUUAUGUAAGAGAAUUAUUAAAACUGAUAUUAGUUAAUGCUACCGCACCUGAAAAAUUAGAUAUUGCUUCUCUAUACGAUAAAAUUGAAACACAGCUUCGGGCUUUAGACACGUUAGGUGACCUGUUGCGAGUGUGGCAACGUACGUCAGCUUCCAUUUGCAUAAGUAAUUCAAAUGCAGAAGUAGAAAAUGAGCAGAGAAUCGUGCUUGCUUCUGAAGGUUUUGGGAUUGUACCGGCCAAUAACACUUUUAAAGUAACUGAAAAACAGUGUUACAGGGAAAGAAGGUCUCUCUUCAAAGGAGGGUCAAAUUUACCCACCGCUGCGGGGUUAAUAAAUCAGUCGAUGAAUAAAUGUGUGUUUUGUGAAGGUACACAUGAGUCGGAAAAUUGUUUUAAGGCACAGGGGAUGUCUUUUGAGCAGAAAAAACAGAUUUUAUCCCAGAAAAAGGCGUGUUUUAAAUGUUUAAAAACAGGGCAUCUAGCAAGACAAUGUAGGGUUAAAUUACGAUGCCUUAUUUGCUCUAAGAUACACGCGACGUUAAUUUGUGCUGAUUUGCCGGCUUAUCUGAAGACAGGUGAUGAGAAAAAGGAAGCAACAAUUCAUAAAAUAAAAUCACCAGUAAACAACAAUAAAACCGAGACAUUGUCAAGUUCGAAUUUUACUGAUUCUAGUGUUCUUUUACCAACUUUAAAGGUAAAUGUAGAAACUAAGAAUGGCCUUCGAAAAGUUAGAGCCUUGAUAGAUAGUGGUUCGCAGAAGUCGUACAUCGUAAAAGCAAUAGCACAACGAUUAGGCUACCGAUCUAAACGUAAAGAGCGUGUUGUACACGGGUUGUUUGGCGGUUCGAAAGUAGAACAGUUGCAUGAAUGUUAUGACGUCACAUUAGUUAGUGGAAACCGAUUUAAUUUUCAAAUCCAUGGACCGGCGUAUGAAGAAUUAUGUCAACUUGGCGUUUGUAUAGAAGACGUAAAUAAUUAUGAACCCAUAGAGCUUUUGUUGGGAGCGGAUAUAGCGGGUGCUAUUUAUACGGGAGAAAAACGCGUAUUGUCGUGCGGUUUAGUCGCACUCGGUACGGUUUUCGGAUGGACAGUAAUGGGUAAAGUAAAUAACGUUAAACCUACUUUUAAUGCAACGUUGUCAUGUCUAGUUAGAGAUUUGGCUAUAAGUGAAUUAUGGGAAUUAGAUGUACUGGGGAUCAAGGAUCCAAGCGAAAAGAAAAGUAGAGAGGAAAUGACGGAAGCAGCACAACAGUUUUUUAAUGAUACGACUGAGAGAGACAGCGAAGAUAGAUAUGUCGUAAGGUUACCAUGGAUUGAAGAUCAUCCUCCACUUCCUACCAAUUACGAAAUUGCGGAAAAGAGAUUACAAGUUGUUUGCAAGAAGCUGGAACAAAAGCAACUUUUCGAUACCUAUAAUAAAGUACUGGAAGAAUGGUUAAAAGAGGGCAUUAUUGAAGAGUUGAAAGAUGACGAUAAACAAGGGCAUUAUUUGCCACAUAGAGCUGUAGUAAAAGAAAAUUCGACAACGAGAGUUCGACCUGUUUUCGAUUCGUCUGCUCAUAAAGAAAAUAAAUCUUCGUUAAACCAAUGUUUAGAAAAAGGAGCCAAUCUUGUGAAACUCAUUCCUUCUAUCAUUUUACGGUUUAGAGAAGGUAAAAUCGGUGUUAUUUCAGACAUAAAAAAGGCCUUUUUACAGAUUAGUGUCUGCGAAUCAGACAGGAAUUUUUUUAAAUUUCUUUGGGUAGACUUACAAGGAAAUCAGAGAGUUUUUAGACACAGAAGAGUGGUUUUCGGUGUGAGUAGUAGUCCGUUUUUGCUGGGAGCAACAAUUAACUUACAUCUAAAAACUUGUUUGGAAAAAUGUAAAAGCGAAAUUUUGAAUUAUUCUAGCGAUACUGUUAAGAGGCUGGAUAAAAGCUUUUACGUAGAUAAUUGCGUGACAAGUUUACAUGAUAAACAAUCUCUUACUAAGUUUAUUCAGGAAGCAAAACAUGUAAUGAGUGAAGCCCAGUUUGAUUUACGAGGGUGGGAGUCAACUGGCGGACUGGAAAACAGCUCUACAGUGGUUUCGGUUUUGGGUUUGAAGUGGUUUCCGGAAGAGGAUUUAUUGACUGUAAACACCGAAAAUGUUAAAGACAUUGAAGAUAAGGAAAGAAAAAUAACAAAGAGAUUUAUUUUAUCGGUGACGCAGCGAUUAUUUGAUCCAAUUGGUGUAAUUUGUCCGGUUACACUGAAACCUAAACUUUUAUUGCAAACUUUAUGGGAAAAAGGGGUUAAUUGGGACGAAGAAGUGGAUGACAAUACGGUUAGAGAAUUUUCGCAAUGGUUGAAAGAGUUAUCAUUAUUACAAAAAGUUCAGAUACCACGUUGGAUUGGUUUGGAUCCACAACUUAAUCAGGCAUUGAGUCUCCAUGUAUUUUGUGACGCUAGUAAGAAUGCUUAUUCCGCGGUGAUUUAUCUUCGUGUAGUGCAGGACGGCCAAGUUAUAGUACAUUUAACUGCUGCCAAAUCCAGGGUAGCACCACUUAAAAAACUUACUAUACCUCGCUUAGAAUUACUUGCUGCUACUAUUGGGGCAAGAUUAUGCCAGAGUAUCCUAGAAAAUUUUGAAGGUAACAAGAAUUGUUAUUUUUGGAGUGAUUCCACUACUGUGUUGGCGUGGAUUAAAAGAAAAGAGGAGUGGACAGUGUUUGUAACCAAUCGAGUUAACGAAAUUCGGCAAAUGACUAAUGUGGAUAAUUGGAAUCACGUGCCUGGGAGUCAAAAUCCCGCUGAUCUACCCUCUAGAGGUUGUUCUCCAAAAGUUUUGUUGGAGUCACAUUGGUGGGAGGGACCAGAUUGGUUGAAGGAAGAACCGCUAAGAUAUCCUCAAGGAGAAGCUGAGAACAACGAGGGAGAGAUUUUGUGCGAACGUAAAAGGAAAUUAGUUGUUUCAAUGCUUAACGAUGCGAGGACUGAUGAGUUCCAUUUAUAUUAUUUUUCGCAAUAUUCGAAGACCAUACGAAUGAUGGCAUGGAUUGUGAGACUUGUUUUUAAUGUUAGAAAUCAUGAACAGAAGCGCACUGGUGAAAUAACUGCGGAAGAACAAGAGAAGGCGGAAAGGUUUGUUUUGAAAUCAAUACAAGAUGAAGCAUUUGAUGGUGAUAAAGACAAGCGAUUAAGUACGUUGCCUAUUUUUAAAGAUGAGUACGGUCUGAUUCGAAUAAAGACAAAAAUUUGUAAUCGAAAAGAUAGUGACGAAUUCAGAUUUCCGAUUGUACUGCCCCCAAAACAUGAAAUUGUAGGACGAUUAAUUUUCCAGUUGGAUAAAGAUACCUGCCAUUCGGGAGUACAAGCACUGAUGAGUUCUUUGAGAGAAAAAUAUUGGGUUUUGGGCGGUAGAAGAGCAAUAAAGACAGUCGUAAAUCAAUGCAUUGUGUGUCGUCGGUUUGAAAGUAAAAGGUUUGAAGCAGUUGUUCCUUCUCUUCCGAAUGAUCGGGUAAGGGAUGCAGUGACUUACGAAAUUACCGGCGUGGAUUUAGCUGGUCCCUUGUUUCUUAGGGAAGGUAGUAAGGCCUGGAUUUGCUUAUUUACGUGCGCGGUUUACCGAGCGGUACAUUUGGAAGUUGUUACUUCACUGUCGACCCAACACUUUAUCCAGGCAUUACGACGUUUUGUGGCACGGCGCGGCCGUCCGCGAACAAUUUAUAGUGAUAACGGCACAAAUUUCACGGGAGCAGAAAAUGCAUUCAGAAACUUAGACUGGUCGACUAUACUACAUUAUACCACUGCGCAAAGAAUCGUGUGGAAGUUUAACCCACCUAGUGCCGCUUGGUGGGGUGGUUUUUGGGAACGGUUAAUUGGUAUGUUAAAGCAACUUUUACGAAAGGUAUUAGGAAAAGCUCGAGUAAAUUUAGAGGAAUUAAACACCCUCCUUUGCGACUGUGAAGCUGUCAUGAACGCUCGACCAUUGACUUAUGUUUCGAGUGAUCCGAAGGAUUUAGUGCCUCUGACACCAGCUAUGUUCACACGAGAGUUGGUACAGGAAGGUGUUCCUGACUGUGACGCGAAAGACGGGUCGUCGCUUAAUCGGCGAAUUAAAUAUUUACAAAAACUUCGCGAGAACUUACGCAACCGGUUUCGAAACGAAUAUCUUGGACAAUUAAAGAUAAUAACAAACAAUAUAACUAAACGUUCGGUACGCGUUGGUGAAGUUGUUCUUCUAGGCAACGAUUGUGAUAAACGUAUUGCUUGGCCUUUGGGUCGAAUUAUAGAAAUAAUCCCUGGUAAGGACCAAGAAGUUCGUUUGGUACGUGUGGCUACUAGCAAAGGUCAACUGUUGCGUCCAAUACAACGUUUAUAUCCUUUGGAAGUAGUAUCCAAGACGGUUUCGAACAGUGCCGAUGAAGAGUCAGCCGAAAAGGAUGCAUUAGAAGAUGAGGUGCAGUUGCCUGUUGUAGAAAUAAAAGAAAACCCAGAACACGAAGAAAAUGACAGUGACAGUGCAGUAGUGAAAACUAAAAGCAGAGCACCCGAGUGUAAAGGUGUAGUAACACGUUACGGAAGGGUAACUCGUGUGCCGAAAAGAUUUUUUACUCAACUAAGCUGGAGAGACAUUCAACAUUUAACUGUCCUAACUUCGAAAAGAAAUUCCCUAUUCGAUGCUAAAGGCAGAUUUAGAUGGACGAUGAACGGCGUCGGGUUGGAAUUCAAUCACUUGUUUGGGUUCGGGGUUUUGGAUGCUGGUGCGAUGGUUGCUUUGGCCAAACAGUGGAAAACCGUACCUCCAAGGUACCAUUGCGAUGCUGGAACUGUAUCUGAAAUAAAGCAAAUUCCUUCAAAGAAUUCGUUGGUUAUGGAGAUCACUACUAACUCAUGUGAGGGUGAUAAAACCGAAGUAAAGUAUUUGGAACAUGUUCAAGCUGUGAUUACAUUGAAUUCCACUCGAAGAGGAGACGUGGAGUUGUUUUUGACAUCACCUAUGGGAACAAGAUCGAUGAUUUUAAGUAAGAGAGUUAAUGAUGAUGACUCACGUGAUGGAUUUUCAAAAUGGCCUUUCAUGACUACGCACACCUGGGGGGAAUACCCACAAGGCAAAUGGGUUCUUGAGGCAAGUUUUAAUUCAGAUGUGCCUCAAUCAGGCUUUAUAAAAGAGUGGAACCUUAUGCUUCAUGGCACAAAAGACCCUCCCUACACCGAACUUUCCGCUUUAGAUCCUCAUUCCAAACUAGCAAUUGUUAAGAAGGCUCACGAAGGCAGAACCAAAAUAUAAAUAAAAAAAAAACACAUCAAUUUAUUUAUUUUUGUUAAUUCUUUCAAAUUUAUAUAUUUUAUUUAAAUAGUUUAUAGGAUGGAAAGUACCAUAAUAUCCAAUUUAACCUAAUUAAUUUAACUGUAAUAUAAGCAUGUUAUUAUAUUUUAA